UAGAGAAGUGACCUUCAUUCUGCUUUGUGUGGUGCCACAACAAGAGGGAGUCAUGGUCAGCAGAUUUGAACACCCAGCUGGUGGCUACAAGAAGAUUUUUGAGACAUGCGAGGAGCUAGCUGAGCCUCUUCCAGCAACAGUCACAGGUAGGAUUCCUCCAUUUCUGAAGGGAAGUCUGCUCCGUUUGGGACCUGGGCUUUUUGAGGUUGGAGAUGAACCCUUCUACCACCUCUUUGAUGGCCAGGCCCUCAUGCACAAAUUUGACUUCAAGAACGGUCAGGUCACCUACUUCAGAAAGUUUGUCAGAACCGAUGCCUAUGUGAGAGCCAUCACAGAGAAACGUGUGGUGAUCACUGAGUUCGGCACCUUUGCAUACCCUGAUCCCUGCAAAAACAUUUUCUCCAGGUUCUUCUCUUACUUCAAGGGUGUUGAGGUGACAGACAACUGCCUGGUGAAUGUUUACCCUAUCGGUGAGGAUUACUAUGCUGUAACAGAAACCAACUACCUCACUAAAGUAGACACUGAUUCCUUGGAGACGCUGAAGAAGGUUGAUAUGUGCAACUAUGUCAACAUUAACGGAGUGACAGCCCACCCUCACAUUGAGCAGGAUGGAACAGUGUACAACAUUGGAAACUGCAUGGGAAAAGGGGCAACGUUGGCCUACAACAUUGUCAUGACUCCGCCCACACAGAAAGAUAAGUCUGAUCCCAUUACGAAGUCCAAGGUGGUGGUGCAGUUCCCAAGUGCCGAGAGGUUCAAGCCCUCCUAUGUGCACAGCUUUGGCAUGUCAGAGAACUACUUUGUCUUUGUGGAGACCCCGGUGAAAAUCAACCUGCUGAAAUUCCUGAGCGCUUGGAGCAUCCGAGGCUCCAACUACAUGGACUGCUUCGAGUCCAACGAGAGCCAAGGAACCCUGUUUCACAUUGCCAAGAAAAACCCAGGAGAGUACAUUGACCACAAGUUCAAAGGGGCUCCCAUUGGCAUGUUUCAUCACAUCAACACCUAUGAGGAUCAGGGCUUCAUUGUUACUGACGUCUGUGGAUGGAAAGGUUUUGAGUUUGUUUACAACUACCUCUGGUUGGCCAACCUGAGAGCCAACUGGGAAGAGGUGAAGAAGGCGGCCAUGAUGGCGCCCCAGCCGGAGGUCCGCAGAUAUGUUAUUCCCCUGGACAUCCACAAGGAGGAGCAGGGGAAGAACCUUGUCAGCCUGCCGUACACCACCGCCACAGCCACCAUGCACGCUGAUGGCACCAUCUGGCUGGAGCCGGAGGUGCUGUUCUCCGGGCCUCGCCAAGCCUUUGAGUUCCCUCAGAUCAACUAUGGGAAGUACGCAGGGAAGAAUUACUCAUACGCCUACGCCCUGGGUCUCAACCACUUCAUACCAGACAGGAUCGUCAAGUUGAAUGUGAGGACCAAGGAGACCUGGGUAUGGCAGGAACCCGACUCCUACCCCUCAGAGCCCCUGUUUAUUCAGACCCCUGAUGGAGUGGAUGAGGAUGAUGGUGUGCUGCUGACCAUCGUGGUUGCCCCCGGCGCCCAGAGACCAGGGUACCUCCUGAUCCUCAACGCCAAGGAUCUGUCUGAGAUUGCCAGGGCAGAGGUGGAGUGCACCAUGCCCGUCACCUUCCACGGGAUGUACAAACCAUAAUGCUGCUUUGAUCUACUGCAGUCAGCCAUUACAGCGUUAUCAACUCAGUUGAAUACCCAGUAUUACAGGAUAAAUAAUGACCUAACGCUUCCAUGUGUUUAUUUGCAGCUGAUGUGGGAUGUUAUAUAAAAAAAUAGUUUGUGAAGUGACAUUUUAUUUCUAGUUGCUGGAUGUAAUAGAAUUUCUAAACCUGCUUUGUCAUUAUUGGUUAAAUAAAACAUAUAUGGAUUUGUUCAAAUGCUGUGUCACAUGAAUAUUUAAUGGUUGGAAGAAAUACAUUUGGUGUGAUCAAAACAUGUUGUUGUUUUGUAUUACUCUGUUAUGUACCAGCUAUUUACUAGGUUGCCCGGUGUAAAUAGAGAAAUAAAUACUGUGCUUCGAAUUAGAGUCAGCCCUUUGAAAAAAAUUACAUUUAUUGGUUUAAUACUUAAAUAUAAUACUUAAUUCCUGCCAACUCUUGAGCUUCUGAAUUUGGACUCGCCAUCAAAAUAUAAUCUGUAGGUUAAAACAACUUAAUUAUCAUUAAAGAUGCUUGUUCUUUUGAAAAAUCAAGAAUUUUCUUGAUAUAUCGUGGAUCAAUAAACACUUGAAAUCUAACAUUCCUUUUCAUAUCCGUCUGUUUAGUGUUGCUCAAAGUUGUCUGAUUCUGACGCAGGUCUUACAGCAGCGCAAAGCUGAUUAAGUGUUUCGCUGCUUAGGCUUGAGAAAGGAAGGACAUGUUGCAAUCCAUUGUUCAUCUUAAGAGCACAACAAUGAAUGUUUGUACGUUGUAAUUUCACAAACCCACGUUUUAUUGUAUGCAAGAUUCAUGUUAUUCAAUAAAGCAGGUUUGAUUAAAUGUAGGGUUUCUCUUCAGUUUUUCU
Notothenia coriiceps (black rockcod) is the source of this 2511-nucleotide messenger RNA. RefSeq names its product retinoid isomerohydrolase. The coding region runs from base 53 to 1648 and encodes 531 amino acids. Gene Ontology annotation, molecular function: all-trans-retinyl-ester hydrolase, 11-cis retinol forming activity; retinol isomerase activity; beta-carotene 15,15'-dioxygenase activity. NCBI's taxonomy places the organism in Eukaryota, Metazoa, Chordata, Actinopteri, Perciformes, Nototheniidae. Gene Ontology annotation, biological process: zeaxanthin biosynthetic process; retinal metabolic process. The transcript has 14 exons. The record is from RefSeq and is a predicted model, not a curated record.